Messenger RNA from Penicillium nucicola, 1674 nucleotides. Its product is annotated as flavin-containing monooxygenase. Lineage: Eukaryota; Fungi; Ascomycota; Eurotiomycetes; Eurotiales; Aspergillaceae. The transcript is spliced from 4 exons. The record is from RefSeq and is a predicted model, not a curated record. Gene Ontology annotation, molecular function: monooxygenase activity; flavin adenine dinucleotide binding. The coding region runs from base 1 to 1674 and encodes 557 amino acids.
AUGUCUGACGAAUUCCCUCUUUUGGCUCCUCUUCCACCACUUGCCCUUCACCCAUCGCUCAAGCCGGAACAACUCGAUGCGGCCACAAUUACGGGUGGUUGGCUUUCAUCUCUCGCGGAAAGCUUACAGAAGGGUCAACCCGAAGAGGCACUGGACCACUUUUUAGACAAGGAGUCGUGGUGGAGAGAUUUCAUAUCUCUUUCGUGGGAUAUCACAAGUUUGAAUGGGGCCGAGGCUAUAAGCAACUACAUUUGCAACUCGGAGGCUGGGCUUACGGAGCUCAAAGCUGACCAACCUGGUGCAUUGCAGCCGCACUUGGAAGACUUGGGAGGACUCAAGUUCAUACAGUCUGGAUUUAGCUUUAAAAGCAAGUUCGGCGAUGGACGAGGUAUUGUGAGGCUGGCGAAUGUUGAGCCGGAUCAAUGGAAGGCAUGGACUGUAUUCACUAUGCUUGAACAUUUGGUUGAUGAGGGAACGGCGAAGACGGAGGAGACGGAGGAGGUUGAUGGAACUUCUGGUGCUUCUAACCAUGAAGCUUCAACACCAGACAUUCACAGUGACGCUUUGCAAGUCUUGAUAAUUGGAGCAGGUCAAUCUGGCCUCGCACUUGCCGCCCAUCUGCAAGAACUUGGUCUCAGAUAUCUGGUUGUGGACAAAGCAGAGCGACCUGGAGACUCAUGGCGAGCCAGAUAUGAUACAGUGAAAUUGCACACACCUCUGUUCGGUGACCACUACCCGUUCCUGAAAUAUCCUACCAACUGGCCCCGCUAUCUCGAUCAAGAGCAUGUCAUAAAAUGGAUGGAGCACUAUGGGCAGAUCAUGGGUCUCAACAUAAAGCACAGCACCCUUGCAACAAACGUUGUAUACAAUGAAUCUCAGCAACGGUACUCAGUCGAGCUGGUGAGAAAGGACGGUGUACAAGCCAUCAACCCCAAGCAUGUGGUACUUGCGACGGGUUUAUUUAGCGAUAUUCCAAUUCGUCCUAAUUUCCCGGGCGAGGAAUCGUUUAAGGAAAAAAAGAUCACAAUCAUUGGAUCUGGGACGAGCGCUCACGACAUUGCCCAGAACUUCGUCAACCAUGGAGCCGAGAAUGUGACGAUGGUGCAACGUGGCAAGAUAUUUGUCGUCUCUCGAGAUUCUCUAGAAGACUUUGCGCUACCACUGUGGAAAACUCCUGGGUUGAGCACCGAAGAUGCUGACCUUUUGGGAAACUCACUGUCAAUCCCCGUUGUGCGCACCCUCAGCGUUGGAGGGUCUCAGAUGAUGUCAAUGAAAGACAAAGUCAUGUUGGAUGGGCUCGAAAAGGCUGGAUUGGUAGUGAAGCGAGGAGAUGGUGGGGAUAGUAUAAUAGAUCAUCAGAUCUUCAAGACAGGUCAUUUUUACAUUGACCAAGGAGCCUGUCAGAUGAUUAUCGACGGUCAGAUCAAAGUGCAGAGAUGCGAGUCGGGUGUCCAAGAAUACUACCCCGAUGGGAUCGUCCUGGGUGAUGACACGAAGAUCGAGUCUGACAUGAUCAUUCUAGCCACGGGUUUCGAGCUCUGUACUAAGAUAGUUGAGCGUAUCAUGGGGCCCGAAGUUCGGGACAAGGUAGGGGAUAUUUGCGGUUUGAAUGAGAGUCAAGAACGCAAUGGUGCAAAAUAUGAUCAGCGAGGUUCGAUUGACGACAAAGCUUAA